AUGGAAAUCAUGGUGCUGAUGAUCGUGAUACUGAUACUUGCGGUCAUUAUUGGCAUAUUGUGGGUCGUGAAAUUGAAAGGGCUGUUGAAGGCUCAUCUGGGCCGCUCCGAUGAUCCUGCCGACCCAGGCCAUGAGAGCAAGGCUCUUCGCGCCCGCAAACAUGCGCUUCGCAACCGUCACAUUGCCUUGACGAAGCGAUCCAGGGCCAUUAAUGAUCGACUCAGUGCUCAUAGUCGCAAAGAAGAUGCCCUCACCAAAUUUAUUCAUUCGACAAUGCCGUGUGCACGAGAGCUUGAUGCUGCAAUCUUUGUCCAGCUGCGAGCUAUCACAUUUGAGAAGGGUUCGAUCAUCUUGGAAAUAAGAGAAUUGCAGGCCGAAUGGAUUAUUUACAAAAGUGAGCUGGAGGCCCUCCAGACAAGAUGGUCAAAUUCCUAA
Molecule: messenger RNA, 435 nt
Organism: Penicillium cataractarum
Lineage: Eukaryota; Fungi; Ascomycota; Eurotiomycetes; Eurotiales; Aspergillaceae
Exons: 1
Coding region: 1-435 (144 amino acids)
Source: RefSeq, a predicted model, not a curated record